GACUGCGGGAACGGGGGCUCUUCUGUGAUCGGGAGCAGGUCGCCAUUGAGUUCGAGAUUCCAAGCUCCGGACUUGCACUCUCUGACAAGCAUUUCCCAUUGAUUCUUCAGCGAAUCCGUUGCAGCUGCAGCUCUUCCCACGAUCCGGAGCUCGAGCCGUGAAGGCACCAGUCGAUGACGCGCCAGUCGCCUCGGCUGGAUCGGGCCCUCCCCUGACCCUUCCAGAUCUCGGCGACGCCCAACGGAUCCGAUCCGCCUGAGUUCCGGUUUCGAAGAAGGAAGUCGCUCCGGAAUGGCGGGAGCGGUGUCGGCACUGUUCCUGCUCGACAUCAAGGGCCGCGUCCUGGUGUGGCGCGACUACCGUGGCGAUGUCUCCGCCGUUCAGGCUGAGCGCUUCUUCACCAAGCUCAUCGAGAAGGAGGGUGAUCCACAAUCUCAAGAUCCCGUUGUGUACGACAAUGGUGUCACCUAUAUGUUUAUACAGCACAGCAACGUUUACUUGAUGGUAGCGGCAAGGCAGAACUGCAAUGCUGCAAGCCUUCUGUUUUUCCUACACCGUGUAGUCGAUGUCUUCAAACAUUAUUUCGAGGAGUUAGAAGAGGAAUCUCUGAGAGAUAACUUUGUUGUAGUGUAUGAAUUACUUGAUGAAAUGAUGGACUUUGGUUACCCUCAAUACACUGAGGCAAAAAUUUUAAGCGAGUUUAUCAAGACGGAUGCUUACAGGAUGGAAGUAUCACAGAGGCCUCCUAUGGCUGUAACAAAUGCAGUGUCUUGGCGUAGUGAAGGGAUACGCUACAAGAAGAAUGAAGUUUUUUUGGAUGUUGUGGAGAGUGUGAAUAUUCUUGUCAAUAGCAACGGGCAGAUUAUUCGAUCAGAUGUUGUUGGGGCCUUGAAGAUGAGAACAUACUUGAGUGGCAUGCCUGAGUGCAAGCUUGGCCUGAAUGAUAGAGUCCUAUUGGAGGCUCAAGGUCGAGCUACGAAAGGGAAGGCCAUUGAUUUGGAUGACAUCAAAUUUCAUCAGUGUGUAAGGUUGGCCCGAUUUGAGAAUGACAGGACAAUAUCGUUCGUACCACCUGAUGGAUCUUUUGAUCUCAUGACAUACAGGCUGAGCACGCAGGUGAAGCCACUCAUUUGGGUGGAAGCUCAAGUGGAAAGGCAUUCGAGAAGUCGCAUUGAGAUAACGGUGAAGGCAAGAAGCCAAUUCAAAGAGCGGAGUACUGCAACAAACGUGGAGAUUGAGUUGCCAGUGCCAGCAGAUUCGACAAAUCCUAAUGUGCGAACAUCGAUGGGAUCAGCAUCAUAUGCUCCUGAGACUGAUGCACUUGUUUGGAAAAUUAAGUCUUUUCCCGGUGGCAAGGAAUACAUGUUGAGGGCAGAAUUCAGUCUUCCCAGUAUAACAGAUGAAGAAGGAACUCCUGAGAGGAAGGCCCCUAUACGUGUGAAAUUCGAAAUACCAUACUUCACUGUCUCGGGAAUUCAGGUUCGAUACCUGAAGAUUAUUGAGAAGAGCGGCUAUCAGGCUCUCCCAUGGGUGAGAUACAUAACAAUGGCAGGGGAGUACGAACUCAGGCUUAUCUGAUUGCUCACCUUUUAUAACAACUUGAGUGGCAGAGAUAUGAUAGCAGCUCGGAGAGAAUUGGCCUUGAACAAAAAAUCUACCGAGAGUAAUUUACUUUUGCAGCUUCAUUAUCAUUCUUUACUUCGGGUUUUUAGAUCCCGACGGUGAUUUUAUGAAUUUGUUGUCAAUGUUUUAUGUGAGAAUUACCAAUCUGAGAUUGUGUGAAAUGAAAAUUCACUUGUAAUGUAAAAUGGAAGCAUUCCUUGACUGUCCAUUCCACUGGAAGAGUUCUUGAAACUGUUCAUUGUUUUAAGCUACAUUGCCUUUCCUUUA
Punica granatum (pomegranate) is the source of this 1890-nucleotide messenger RNA. The record is from RefSeq and is a predicted model, not a curated record. NCBI's taxonomy places the organism in Eukaryota, Viridiplantae, Streptophyta, Magnoliopsida, Myrtales, Lythraceae.